AUCGGCAUUCUUGUUUCCAUAGUGGUUUCCUCUGCCGAAAACUCGAAAGUAUUGAAUAGGGUUUGCUUAGUUUCUUCGAUUCUUUUACUCAAUCCGAAAAUUUUUUGCAAGUCCUUGUUAAGUCAUUAAACAUGGAAGCGGCUGAAGAUAAACCGGCGGAACUAAUGGAAGUUUCUAACAACUUGGGCGACCUCGACAACAUUUUGUCGGCAGCAGAUAAUCUUGCAGAAGCUCUCGAUUUAAACAGUCCAGGCGUAAAGGAAAAAAGAGAAAACGUGAAUGGAUCGAGUAGCCUACAGGACGACCAGGAUGAAAGUGCCAAUCUGGAGAAACAAAAGGGCACAGCCGAGGAUUUGGACUCUUCGUCAGAAGUGGAAAUGGUCGAAACUAUUGAUGCGAAAAACAGCGCGGAUAUCACUGCAGUUGAAGUGGAAUCUAAGCCAACAGAAAAUGAAAAUCAUGAAAAAUCUAAGGAAAUUAACAGUCAAAAACAACAAGAAUCUGCCUCGUCUAAGACGGAAGAAAAACAAAGCACCAUCUCACACCCCCAAGUAGAAUCAAUGGAAACAGACGUAGCACUUUCCUCUCAAAAUGAAUCUGUCAAUGAUUCAAAGGCAAAGGCCGGUGUAGUUGAAAGUGUUCAGCCACAAUCACCACGGGUCAUCGAACUCCUGGACGAUGACGACGAAGACGUUGCUCCACCGCAAGCAAAACGUCCAACCCCGGAAUUACAAGAACCAAAACUUCCCGAGCCUCCUGAAUCGAUUUCCAGUGAAGACUCUAAAUCUGUCCCCAUGGAUUUCGCGGAGACAAAAGUUGAGACUAAGUUGGAACCCAAAGUGGAAUCGGUAGUAUCCAGCGACGACGAAGAGAGCAUUUAUUACGACAAGGAGUGCGUGAACUAUGAGUGCCAGAGGGUCGCGAAAAAGUUCUUCAAGGCACCGCUUUUCACUUUGAAUUUUUACAAGAUUCAAAGGAAGACCAACAAGACUCAGUUUGUGUGCAACGAUUGCUACGACAAUGCUGUAAAGAAAUAUGAGGUUUUAGCUAUGGCGCUUGAAGCUCAUCAACCAUUGUUGGAACAGGAUAUUCCCAAAAGGCAAGACUUCGUUGAAAUUUUAGAUAGUAGCGACGAAGAGGAUGCCUCAAGUGCAGAUAAAACCAAAGAUGAACAGGAAUUCGAAAGUGAAACGAUUGAGAUGCUUCAACGAGAAUUGGAUGAUACGAUUUGUGAUAUUCUGAGUAGAGUGGAGAUAAAAAAUCAAGUUAAUUGGUCAAAAAACAUUCUCAUGGAGAAAAUUAACAAGACAGAAAUUGAAUGCCAAGAGAUUUCAGAAACCUUAAAACAACUACAAAAAAGCGCAGAUAAAAUGCAUACCACUCUCUAUCAAUGUCCGAAAAUUAAGAUCAAAGAAUUAACGGCACUGGAUUUAAAUACUGGAAGACCAUUCUCUUCAGAAUCGGAGUAUACGAUUCCUCCUCUUGGUGAGCUUAAAUAUCCAAAUAUCGACAUGGUUGGAACCUAUUAUGCGGUGCGGAAUAAAGCCAUCGCCAGUUGGUUACCAUGCCGUGUAAUUGAAACAAUGGAUGUUGUCAUAUCUGGUCAGAAAUCCGUGAAAUAUUAUAAAGUCAAAUAUCUGCGUAUAAAAGUACCAACAGUGAAGUGCGUUUCGGCGAAACAUAUGGCUUAUGGGGAUCCACCGAGUGUUCGACUUUCAAUAGGAACUCGAGUCAUUGCGUUAUUCGAUGGCUCCACUUUGAGCAGGAGUAACAAGGAAGUCGUUGCGCCAAACGCCUUCUAUCCUGGAAUUAUAGCGGAACAACUUCAAGCUUAUAAUAAAUACAGAUAUUUAAUCUUCUUCGAUGAUGGCUACGCUCAGUACGUGCACCAUAAAGACGUUCGAGUCGUCUGCCAUACAGCAGAAAACGUAUGGGAAGAUGUUCAUCCAGCAUCUCGAGAGUUCAUCCAUAAUUAUUUGUCGCAAUAUCAAAAGCAUCGACCAAUGGUUCAAGUGAAAAAGGGGCAGAGUAUGAUAACCGAAUCAAACGGUAAAUGGCUUUACGCCAAGGUAGUUGAUGUUGAUGCCAGUUUAGUUCAAAUGCAAUUUGAAGGACAAAACCGUUAUGAAUGGAUAUAUCGUGGAUCCACACGACUUGGUCCCUUAUUUAAGGAAAAGCAAUCGAAUGGAACAGCAGCCGCUCCAGCUACAAUACCCAGACGCACCGAACCAUACGUUCGAUAUGAUGAGGAUACAACACGCAAUGAUACAACACCGCAGCAAUCAGCCGAAAAGCAAGGAACGCGUGCUGUAGCCAAAAAGAGCACUUCACGACAAGAAACUCAGCCACCAGCUACUGCUGCCUCAGCCUCAGCCUCAGCUUCAGCUCCUCUUGUUAAACAUUUGAACAAUUCAACUAUUUUCUUAGAAGAUGACAAUCGACCAAAAGGAAAGGUCGUUUACUAUACUGCGAAGAAAAAUUUACCUCCAAAACAAUUUGUUCCACAUGAGUGCAAUCCUAAUUGUCUUUACACCAUCACACAUAAUUUACACAGCUACAGUCCGCUGGCGAAGCCUCUCUUGUCUGGCUGGGAAAGGCAAAUUUUCAAGAAUAAAUUGAAGAAGUCGGUGGUGUAUCGAGCCCCAUGCGGACGUCGAAUACGAAACAUGGAAGAAUUACAUCGAUACUUGCGCUUGACGAAAAACGUUUUGAACGUUGACAAUUUUGAUUUCGAUUGUGCUAUCCAUUGUUUGGCUGAGUAUGUGAUCGAUAGUAGUAUUAUCACAAAACCGGAUAUAUCUUUAGGAGUUGAAAACAUGGUUAUUCCAUGCAUAAACUACUACGACAACACCAUUCCACCACAUUGCGAAUAUUCGCUUGAACGUAUUCCAACCGAAGGAGUUAAUAUGAAUCUUGAUCCUGCAUUCCUCGCUGGAUGUGACUGUGAAGAUGACUGCCUCGAUAAAUCCAAAUGUAGCUGUUGGCAACUAACCCAAGCAGGGGCUCGGUUUGGAAACCCAAAUACACCACCAGAGAAUGUUGGAUACUCAUUCAAAAGACUUUUGGAACCAGUGCCCACUGGUAUUUAUGAGUGCAAUGUGAACUGUAAAUGUUCUAAAGAUUGCGUGAAUCGUGUUGUUCAGCAUCCACUUCAAGUAAAACUCCAAGUUUUCAAGACUUCGAAUCGUGGUUGGGGCUUGCGGUGUCUGAAUGAUAUUCCAAAAGGAACGUUCAUUUGUAUCUAUGCUGGGCAUCUGUUGACUGAACAAAAGGCUAAUGAGGGUGGUGUAAAUGCCAGUGACGAGUACUUCGCUGAAUUGGAUUAUAUUGAAGUGGUGGAGCGACUAAAAGAAGGAUACGAGUCGGAUGUACAAGAAGAUAUUGAAAGUGAAGACGAGGAUAUAGAGGAACCCAAUCCCGACGCCGACUCUGAUGAAGAGUUCCGGUCUAAGUGUAGUGUUAAUAACAAAGAUGGAUCUAUCAAUACGCGGCUACGCACACGACGUGGUACCUGUGACGAAGAGAAAAAGAAGAAUGGCGUUGAUGGCUCAGAAGAUAGCCAAGAGCGACAAGUGAUUAGUUUUGAACCGAAUACUUCGCUUGGGAACGAAGAACAAACAAAUACGAAUACAAAAUACAAGUCCAUUCGUAAAUAUUUUGGCAAAAAUGAAUUUUGCUAUGUCAUGGAUGCAAAGAAAACUGGAAAUAUUGGGCGAUAUUUUAAUCAUUCCUGCGCCCCGAAUCUCUUCGUCCAAAACGUUUUCGUAGAUACGCAUGACUUACGUUUCCCAUGGGUAGCAUUCUUUGCCUUGACACAUAUUCGUGCUGGAACGGAGUUAACAUGGAAUUACAAUUAUGAAGUCGGUAUUGUGCCGGGUAAAGUGUUGUAUUGCGAGUGUGGUGCACCUAAUUGUCGUGGACGGCUGUUGUAAAGGGUGAAAAUGAGGCGCUAAGUGUUUCCAGCGAAACACAAUGGACUUAUUUAUAGUAAGAUCGUAUAGGAUAUUGACGUGUUGUUUUAAUGUAGAUUCUGAAAUGAUUUUAUAUUUCUAGAUGAUGUUUCAAUGAGAGUACAUUUAUUGUGAAACAGUGUGUUAGGUUUUUCGUUCGAUAAGUAAAAUAAAACUGAUAUAUUUGAUUGACA
Hermetia illucens (black soldier fly) is the source of this 4144-nucleotide messenger RNA. RefSeq names its product histone-lysine N-methyltransferase eggless (gene egg). Gene Ontology annotation, cellular component: nucleus. NCBI's taxonomy places the organism in Eukaryota, Metazoa, Arthropoda, Insecta, Diptera, Stratiomyidae. Gene Ontology annotation, biological process: heterochromatin organization; negative regulation of gene expression. The transcript is spliced from 17 exons. The record is from RefSeq and is a predicted model, not a curated record. Bases 132 to 3932 code for a protein of 1266 amino acids. Gene Ontology annotation, molecular function: histone H3K9 methyltransferase activity; zinc ion binding; DNA binding.